AUGUCAGCGGGGGCGUUGCCCUCGAUCGCGGAUAUCGCUGCUCCACCUGUGGGACAUGCACACGGUCACAGCCGGAGUCGCGGUCACGGUCACAAUCGAUCUGCUCGCUGGGCGCAACCGCCACCUCCCCUCUCGCAGGGACAUACCAAUGCCAACAGCCCACCGCAAUCGGAGCCGACCGGCGCUGUGAGUGGUAGCUAUUCGUAUAGCCAUGCCUCACAGUCGUCCGUGUCUCAUCAUCACCAUACGGAUUCCUCCCAUUCGACUGGACACCAUCAUCACACCCAUACCGCGUCCUCGAUCCACCAUGAUGCGUCGCAUGCGCAUGCCCACGGCCACGACCAUGAUCACGACCAUGACCAUGCCCACGGCCAUGACCAUACUCAUGAUAUGAAAAUGGGGUCACUAGCGCAAGCGGAUAAAGCAAAGUUGACAAAUGAGAUAUGCACCGGCUCCCUCAUCGCAUUGCCUUGGAUUGCCCUCUCGUGGUAUUCGCGGAGUUGUGUUCCGACGGAGAUUCCAGGAGAUGCGACAACUGCAGCAAUUGGGUCAGCCGAGCAAGUCGGAGCAAAGGUUGGACUCGUGACUGCUAUGACCCUCCUCACCUUCGGCUGCGGUCAAAUAUUGAGGAAGAAUCACCUACAAGGUGGUUCUAUGAGCGCGUCGCCUAUCAAAUUUCCAGCAGCCAGGGCAAAGACGGCGCAAUUGGCUUUGCAGCAAGUCUUCUCUAUUGGGUUGCCAGUCUACGCUGCAUUGAAAGUGGGAGGCUUCCUGGUAGCUUUCGCUCUUCUUCUUGCAACAGCCUCUGGGCUACCCAAUCUGAUCAACACAACCUUUCAAAGCGGACCCUCUGAGAGAUACAGCAAAAAGAUUUUUACCGUUGCGCUUUUGGUGGCAGUUGUCCUUUUGAGCUUUAUUGCCUUGGGGUUCCUCGCCGCUCGUGGGAUAUGUGGCACUGUUGACAUCCGUCUUUGUUCUCCCCCUCCAUUUCCGACGCUUCGCCGCCAGGGACCCAUCCCAGAGCCGGGCCUCGUUGCCGAGUCUAUGGCUCAGAGCAAGGCCGCGGAUGCGGGCCAAUCAUCUGUUGUCGUUACCAUUGAUGCACCUCUCGCGCUCAUCACCGGAGCUUCCCUGACCGGGUUAACCCUCAUCGUAUCUCGUGGCUUGCCAUUGAGCUCGUGGGAGUUGAUCUACCUUUUGCCUGCCGCGGUAUCAUUUGCGAUGUCUUUGAUGAUCUGGUUCCCCUCGGGCCUUCGUUCGUCUGAUAAAGUUGGCCUCGCUGUCAGCACUGCGACAGCGGCGCUCCUCUGCUCUACUCAUAUCAAAGACGAUCACCUAUUUAUCUAUGCCGCUCGCGGUAUCCUCGCCGCUGUCUCAUUCUUUGCUGCCCGAAUGGAUGACAGCCAUCUUCGUCUAGACGCCCAUACGCACAUACACGCCCAUAGUCACCACCACCAUGGGCAUUCCCAUGGCAGCACGGAAACCACCCGAGUCACAAAGUGGCUACUCCAUCGCAGUGAGGAUUAUCCGCUAUUGCAUAGCAUCCUCAAGGAGAAAGAUUCUCGCAGUAUCUUCUACUUCAUGUGCCUGAACUUUACAUUCAUGCUUGUUCAGCUGUCAUACGGUUUUGUCACCGGCUCUCUCGGUUUGCUUAGCGAUAGUAUCCACAUGUUCUUCGACUGUCUUGCUCUCGUUGUUGGACUUUGCGCUGCUGUCAUGAGCAAAUGGCCGCCAAAUGCGCGGUUCCCAUAUGGCUAUGGUAAGGUGGACACCUUGUCUGGAUUUGCCAAUGGUAUCUUCCUCAUGAUCAUAAGCGUGGAGAUCAUCUACGAAGCGGUGGAGCGGUUGUCUUCCGGUAGCCAGAUGCACCGUAUCGGUGAAUUGCUCGCCGUUAGUGUAGCUGGCCUGCUUGUCAACUUGGUCGGCAUUUUCAGCUUCGAGCACGGACACCAUCACCAUGGUCAUGACCACGGCCAUGACCACUCUCAUGGCAAUGAGAACAUGCAUGGCAUUUUCCUGCAUAUUCUUGCCGAUACGCUUGGUUCAGUGGCUGUGGUGAUCUCAACCAUCCUCGUCCAUUAUUCGGGAUGGUCAGGCUAUGACCCCUUGGCAUCAUGCUUUAUCGCUAUUUUGAUCUUUGCCUCGGCCGUGCCAUUGGUUAGUAGCACGGCCAAAACUUUACUUCUCACUUUACCGGCGGAUACCGAGUAUAAUGUUCGUGAAACCCUGGCCGGAGUGAGUACCCUAAGAGGGGUUGUGAGCUACACCGUGCCGAAAUUCUGGCUUGAUGAUACCAGCUCGUCGUCUUCAGGUCAUGACCAUGGUCAUGAUCAUUCUAGCCAUGGCGGUUGUGAUCAUGGCCACAGCCACAGCCACAGCCAUCAGGAUCAUAGCCACGCUCAUAGCCAUGAUCAUGGUCAUAGUCAUGACCACGGUCACGACCACGAUCAUACGCAUGAACACAAGGCCCAGAAAGUCCUCGGAGUGAUUCACGUGGUUGCUUCCCGUGGGGCCGAUCUCGAAGAUGUUCGCCAACGGACAGUGAAUUACCUUCGCGAAAAGGACAUGGAUAUCGUGGUCCAAGUGGAGCGCGACGGAGACGGCCGUUGCUGGUGCGGGGGUGGAAACAAAAGCCCCUGA
Messenger RNA from Penicillium cataractarum, 2640 nucleotides. RefSeq names its product metal cation transporter MSC2. Gene Ontology annotation, biological process: intracellular zinc ion homeostasis; transmembrane transport; zinc ion transport. Gene Ontology annotation, molecular function: zinc ion transmembrane transporter activity. NCBI's taxonomy places the organism in Eukaryota, Fungi, Ascomycota, Eurotiomycetes, Eurotiales, Aspergillaceae. The transcript is spliced from 5 exons. The record is from RefSeq and is a predicted model, not a curated record. Gene Ontology annotation, cellular component: Golgi apparatus; membrane. Bases 1 to 2640 code for a protein of 879 amino acids.